Molecule: messenger RNA, 2680 nt
Organism: Ochlerotatus camptorhynchus
Lineage: Eukaryota; Metazoa; Arthropoda; Insecta; Diptera; Culicidae
Gene: Pex6
Product: peroxin 6
Exons: 4
Coding region: 94-2586 (830 amino acids)
Biological process (GO): protein import into peroxisome matrix
Cellular component (GO): cytosol; peroxisomal membrane
Molecular function (GO): ATP hydrolysis activity; ATP binding
Source: RefSeq, a predicted model, not a curated record
UGGAAGUCCAAAGUCUUGCAUCUUUCAGUGAUUAUGUUGGAAUAGGUUUUUACGCUCGCUUUUGCAUCGAAAAACGUAUUUAAAUCGAUUGCGAUGUUGAACAAUCGCGACGAAUUGAUGCGACUGCUGUUGUACUGCUGUCGGCUGCGGUUUCGAAAGUACCCGUCGUUCUACUUCCCAGUAUUUUCCUUUCUCCAGUCGCUGCGGAAGCUGAGCCAAGAUAUUCGGCUUCGUCAUGCUACCUUCCGGGUGGUUCCGAUUCCGAACCUACUGUUCGAUCAGUAUCAGCAGAAUCAAUUGGUCCAUUCGGAACAUACACUGUUCGUUUGCCGAACGGUAUUCAAUCAGUACGUUGUAGAACGGGAGAUAAACUGGAUCAAUCUGAUGAUACGAGCCAGCUGUGAGGGAGGUCGGAAGAAUGAGCAAAGUGAAGGACUGGUAUCCAUCAUACUGAACAGACAGAAUGUGUCGGUACUGUUUCAAAUUUGUCCACUGAAUGGAGUUGCUCCGAACACGAUUUUUGUGAAGGAAAAUCUGUUCCAUGGAUUGGCAGAGAGAUACAAGCUGGGAGAGAGAGAAUUCUGCGGGAAACUGCAACGAGUGUCGGAGCAACAAAAUUUGCCUCUGAUGGCGACGAAGGCUAAUAUUUUCCUGUACAAUACGCCUUACGAUCUGUCGUCGGAUAUGGUUGAUUUUAUCAUGGGAAAGCACUUCGAAACUCCGCGAUUGCUGUACAGGAAUGCAACUUAUCAAAUUACCCUGAACGAGAAGUUUCUGGGGAACACGUUUUACACGAAAAACUUUGCAAUUUUUGCUCAUUUAAGGUCGAUGUACUUCAAGUGUCUGAAUCUAGAGUCCGCGGAGAACAGUUUCGAGCUGCACGGGAUUGUUUGUAAAAACCUAACGAAUCUACAUCAGACUAUAACGUACAACAACUUCGUUCCGUCUCAGAGGCUGGACGAGUUAGCAUUUGUUCCCGUGUGUCCAUUCGGAUUGCGGAAAUAUCAAGAAGAAUUGAGAUCUUCGCUAACUGCCUACCUGAAACAGGAGAACAACUCGUUGAUAGAGAAUCAAAUUUAUCCGAUUUUCAUGCUUCAGGGUGAGCGAGGUAUCGGCAAAUCGACGGUUCUUCGUUCGGUUGCUCAAUUGCUGGGAAUCCAAAUUUUCCAUGGUGACUGCAGCGACAUCAUGACUUCGAUAUCGUCCCAAACUGAAACGAAGCUGAUUUCUGCACUGAACAAGUCGAAAAUUUGCGAACCAUUGAUUAUUGCCUUGCAGAACUUUGAGAUCUUCGGCAUAGACAACGAAGGCCAUGAAGAUCUGCGCAUUUUGACGACGUUUCAGGCGGAACUGAACACCCUGUUCAGUCGUAAGUAUUCACAUCCGGUGAUCGUUGUAGCCUUAGCCAAUGAGAAAGACUCCUCCAAGCCAAAGCUGACCAGCAUGUUCCUCGAUGUGAUCAAGUUCCUAGCUCCUACGGUGACGGAAAGGCAACAGCUUCUCAAGUGGAUCGCUGCCAAAGAGACAGCACGAAUUCCUUCAGCUCAGCUGGCAAAAGUUGCAGAGCAAACACAGGGCUUCAUUUUCGGCGAUCUCAAACUGCUAUACUCAAAAGCCCUUCAAGCGGCUUCGUCGGAUAUCAAACUAUCCCUAACCCACUUCGAAAAGAGUCUGGAGGAAAUGCAAUCAUCCUUCUCCGACAGUUUGGGAGCUCCUAAGGUGCCCAAGGUGCUUUGGUCGGAAAUUGGAGGUUUGGCCAAGCUAAAAACGGAAAUUCAAAACAGCAUCGGUCUCCCACUGCGUCACAAGAAGCUCAUGGGAAAGAACAUGCGCCGUUCUGGUAUUCUUCUGUAUGGUCCACCCGGUACGGGAAAAACCCUCAUCGCCAAAGCCGUCGCAACGGAGUGCAAUUUAAGCUUCCUCUCGGUGCAAGGACCGGAAUUGCUGAACAUGUACGUCGGACAAAGUGAGCAAAACGUGCGGGAAGUUUUCUCUCGGGCACGAUCUGCUGCCCCGUGUGUGCUGUUCCUGGACGAACUGGACUCGCUGGCACCGAACCGGGGUGUUUCCGGAGAUUCCGGCGGUGUAAUGGAUCGAGUCGUCUCGCAGAUGCUCAGCGAGAUGGAUGGCAUUUCCAAAGGAUCGGACCCCACUCAGCAGAUCUUCAUCCUGGCGGCAACUAAUCGGCCCGAUUUGAUCGAUCCUGCCUUGCUGCGACCCGGACGGUUCGAUAAGCUACUGUACGUUGGACCCAGCACCACGAAGGAGGACAAGGAAAGUGUUCUGCAGGCGAUCACCAGCAAAUUUCACCUGGCCAAAGGGCUGACCUUGACGAAGAUUGCCGAAGGUCUAAAGCUGGACAUGACCGGUGCGGAUUUGUAUUCGAUUUGCUCGAACGCGUGGCUCAGUGCCGUGCGGAGGGCCAUUCGGGGCAUCAAAGACCCGAACAGCGAAGAUGGUCUCAGUCCGGAGGAUGUCGUUGUGAACGAGAGUGAUUUCAAAGUGGCCACGAAGAAAUUCAUCCCGUCGAUCAGUCCGGCGGAUAUGGAGUACUUCAACAGGUUGAGGAGUAAUUUUAGUGCGUGAUUGGUCGGUUUUAGGGGUUUGAAUUAAUUUAGCGUUGGUUUUAACCGGGUAUGAUUGUUGAUGGUGUGGAUAGGAGCAAUAUAUAUUUUUUUUA